Molecule: messenger RNA, 1017 nt
Organism: Homarus americanus (American lobster)
Lineage: Eukaryota; Metazoa; Arthropoda; Malacostraca; Decapoda; Nephropidae
Product: autotransporter adhesin BpaC-like
Exons: 2
Coding region: 1-1017 (338 amino acids)
Source: RefSeq, a predicted model, not a curated record
AUGGACGAAAGGCUGAUAGAAGUUGUGCGUGGGUAUGAAGAGUUAUUUGACAUGACUAACAAGAAGUACAGUGAUAAUCUGCAUAAAGAUAAGAUAUGGAAAGUGAUUAGCGAGGCAAUAAACAAACCAGGGAGCAACUCAGGAAGCACAGGGAGCAACUCAGAACGCACAGGGAGCAACUCGGGAAGCAUAGGGAGCAACUCGGGAAGCACAGGCAGCAACUCAGAACGCACAGGGAGCAACUCAGAACGCACGGGGAGCAACUCAGAACACACAGACAGCAACUCAGAACGCACAGGGAGCAACUCAGAACGCACAGGGAGAAACUCAGAACGCACAGUGAGGCAACUCCAGAACGCACAGGGAGCAACUCCAGAACGCACAGGAGCAACUCAGGAAGCACGGGAGCAACUCAGAACGCACAGGAGCAACUCAGAAUGCACAGGGAGCAACUCAGAACGCACAGGAAGCAACUCAGAAUGCACAGAACUCAGAACGCACAGGAGCAACUCAGAACGCACAGGGAACAACUCAGAACGCACAGGGAGCAACUCAGAACGCACAGGGAGCAUCUCAGGACGCACAGACAGCAACUCAGAACGCACAGGGAGCAACUCAGAACGCACAGGGAGCAACUCAGAACGGACAGGGGAGCAACUCAGAACGCACAGGGAGCAACUCAAGAACGCACAGGGAGCAACUCCAGAACGCACAGGGAACAACUCAGAACGCACAGGGGAGCAACUCCAGAACGCACAGGGAGCAACUCAGAACGCACAGGGAACAACUCAGAACGCACAGGGAGCAUCUCAGGACGCACAGACAGCAACUCAGGAAGCACAGGGAGCAACUCAGAACGCACAGAGAGCAACUCCAGAACGCACAGGGAACAACUCAGAACGCACAGAGAGCACCUCAGAACGCACAGGGAGCAACACAGAACGCACAGGGAGCAACUCAGAACGCACAGGGAGGAACUCGGAGAGCAUAAAGGCCUCAGACCAGAAAAAUACAUGA